Molecule: messenger RNA, 940 nt
Organism: Tilletiopsis washingtonensis
Lineage: Eukaryota; Fungi; Basidiomycota; Exobasidiomycetes; Entylomatales
Exons: 3
Coding region: 122-754 (210 amino acids)
Source: RefSeq, a predicted model, not a curated record
CCGAAUGAGGACCAGCUGCAGAACGAGGUGACUGACGCGGCGGCCACAGCUCUGCAGACAGCUGACGUGCUGCUGUAGUUCGACCGCAUUCGCAAGGCCAACGUCCGCACGCGUGCCACAAAUGAGCAGGCCGAGGCCUCCGGAGAAGAAGAGAGACCAGUGGAGGCUGCGCCUAAGCGCGGCCGCGCACGCAAUGCGAAUGUCGACAGCGAUGACUCGAUGCUCGACUCGGACGACGGCUUCUCUGGCUCUUCCUUCUCCGACUCGCGCAGCGCCAGUCCUGUCAAGAAGGGCCGCGCAACGAAGGCAAAGGCCCCGGCCAAGGCUCCGGCUAAGAAGGCACCCGCCAAGGGCAAGGCACUUCCGGUCUUCCGCGGCGAGACCGAUGAAGAGGAGGAGGAGGAGGACUCGCGCGCAACGCCCGCGGCGACGACCUCUCGCGCGUCCGCGCUCCUCGGCAAGAGCAAGGCUCCCGCCAAGCGCGCGCCCGCCAAAAAGCCCGCGGCGAAGAAGGCAGCGGCACCCGCGCCGACGCAGAGCCAGCUGUCCUUCGGCACGCGCGCGCCGGCCCGUGCUGCGGCCCGCAAGUCCAGCGGUGCGGCGUCGCGCCAGGCGCGCGACGACGACAUCGACGAGGACAGCGACGGCUUCGAGGUCGAUGAGGAGAGCUCCGCGCCGCAUCGCCGCCGCUAGUCGCUGUCCCGCCCUCACGAGCCCGCAGAUACGCACCGCAUCAUCAUCCCUGUACUUCUAGCACACUCACACAACGCCACGCACACAGCUCUUGACCCCUUCAAUUGCCCAGCCGCUUCACAUCACUGAGCAGUUCUCGUCGUCGCCGUUCAUGCCUGGCAGGCCAGCCAACUCCGAGGGCAUCUCGCCUGCAAUCUCGGGCGGCGGCGCGCCGUUAUCUUGCAUCUGCGAGGAAGAGGUGAGCGGC